UCGACAGUUAUAUUUCAUAAGAGCUUUAAACUUUUUACGUUCAAUUCCUUCCUUAUUAUGACGUUAUAAUACAACGUAAGCUCUACAAAGCCGUUGUGCCAAAAUUUGUAAUAUUUAACCGCUUCAAUAGAAAUUUCAAAAAUAUUGCACUGAGAAGCUAUGGCAAACCUCCCCACUGCUGCUAUGCCACAUGCGCUCUUCAACCGCUAAGCGUGCACGUUGUUUUCGCAGAUGAGUAAUGACAACACCACAAAAAGUGCAAACGCUUCGACUGCGAAACCAAUGCUUUAGUUGAAAUGUGUUGCUGUCAAUGUUCGGACGUCUGCGCUGCCUUCCAAAGUACAUAGCCGCGGUUUAAUUACACGAACAUAAAUGAAAUAAUAGCUUACAUGUUAGAUAGUGGGUUUCCUAAAAUAAACGCGUCAACUAAUUUUAAAUUUUAAAUUUCAAAUAAAAACAUUUUGCAUAAAAUUUCGAAUUUUUAAAUACAAAAGUACCAAAAUACAAAAAUACAAAAAUUUAAAAAAAAAUCUAAUUGGAUAAAAAUGGGUGAAAAAUAUAGUAAUGGUGUAACGACUAGUUUGGUUGACUUGUCGCGAAGUGUUGCUGAUAAAAAAAAUGUUAAAUCAACCGGUGGUGCUGGCCUUGAAAGUGAAGACGAUAUCGACGAAAAAAUUGUCUUGAAGAGAAAAUUAACGCUCAUAAACGGUGUUGCUAUCAUUGUUGGUACUAUAAUUGGUUCCGGUAUAUUUAUAGCACCAACAGGUGUCCUUAUAUAUGCAGAAUCAGUUGGUACAUCGCUUUUGAUUUGGGCAGCUUGUGGUAUACUUUCGACAAUUGGUGCUCUUUGUUAUGCAGAAUUGGGUACCAGUAUCACGCGAUCGGGUGGUGAUUAUGCUUAUUUACUCGUUGCAUUUGGACCAUUAGUCGGAUUUUUGCGUUUAUGGAUUGCACUUCUUAUCAUUCGGCCAACCACACAGACAAUUGUCGCUUUAACCUUUGCUGAAUAUGCUGCCAAACCAUUCUUUGAGGAUUGCACACCACCAGAAUCAGUCAUUAAAAUUUUAGCUGCAGUUUGUUUAUGUUUACUAACUGCUGUUAAUUGCCUCUCCGUAAAAUGGUCUAUGAAGGUUCAAGAUGUUUUCACAGCUGGCAAAUUACUUGCACUCGUUAUGAUAAUACUGGCCGGUAUCUACUACAUGUGCACUGGCAAAUUGGAGAAUUUUGAUAACUUGUGGGAGGGGAAUUACAGCAUUGAAGCUAUAGGUUAUGCAUUUUAUAAUGGACUAUUUGCUUUUGGUGGUUGGAAUUAUUUAAAUUUUGUUGUUGGAGAAUUACAAGAUCCUUACAAGAAUUUGCCUCGAGCUAUUUGGAUUGCCAUGCCAUUGGUUACCGGAAUUUAUGUACUUGUAAAUUUGGCAUAUUUUGCGGUCGUUUCAAAAACGGAAAUGUUGAGUUCACUCGCUGUAGCUGUAACAUUUGGUAAUAGAGUGUUUGGACCGUUGGCUUUUUUAGUUCCGAUAUUUGUAGCCCUAAGCACUUUUGGAGGCGUUAAUGGUAUACUCUUUACCUCUGCUAGAUUGUUUGCUACUGGCGCACAGGAAGGUCAUUUACCAAAAUUCUUUCAACUUUUCCACGUUAAACAACAAACUCCAAUUCCAUCAUUAAUAUUCUCUUGUAUCAUGUCACUGCUGAUGUUGCUCACUGCCAAUGUUUAUGAACUGAUCAACUACUUCAGUUCCGUUUUAUGGUUGUCUGUUGUGGCCAGUAUUGCUGGAAUGCUCUGGUUACGUAAAACUAUGCCAAAUAUACCACGUCCUAUCAAAGUUAAUUUAGCACUGCCAAUCAUUUUCAUAAUAUGUUGCAUUAUUUUAGUGUUGAUGCCUAGCUUCUACAAUCCCACAAAUCUACUUGUUGGUAUAGGUAUUACCUUGGCCGGCAUACCAUUCUAUUAUGUGUGCAUUGCUUGGAAGGACAAACCUCAAUGUUAUGGCCGCUUAUCUGGUGGUAUGGUGAAUUUCUGCAGAGCUAUGUUCAAUACUACAAUCAUUGAGGGUAACGAAGAAGUACAAAAUAAGUAACAAACUCGAAUUUCAAAGAAACCAAAAAAAAGCAGAACUAUAUCAACUAUUUUAGUAUGUAAAACCAUAAAAGCUAUGACUUAGAUAUUGCCUGAUAUUUUCAAAUGAUAUUUCACACAACCUACAUUCAAGUUCUUGCUUAACGUGGUCACUUUAAUAUUUUAUAUUAGGUGUAUUCGGUUGUUCCGAAGUGUGGCAAAAACACCAAGUUGCAUGCUUAAAGUCGCUAAUAUGUACGCAAAAUAACACCACUACUCUCUCUAUCUAAUCGACUAGUUGUGAAGUGGCUUAACAUCUUAGCGACUGUAGAAAAAACCAAUUUAAAAAUUAUGAAAUUGAAAUAUUUUAGAAAUAUACUAAAUUAUAGAAAAAAAUUCUUCUGAAAUAUACAAAAAUUCUUAAGAGUACAUAAAGAAAGUAUAAUUGGAAAGCGCUUUAAAUUUUUUUAACUUAUUAGUUGCUAACAGGUUAAUAUUUAUGCAGGCAUAAAUAUUCCAAACAAUUAUUAAUUUUGUUGGAAAAAGAAAUUUUAAAAUUUCUUGCAUUCUUAACAUUGCUUUUGGCUCAUAAUUCAUUUUAUUUUUCAAUUUUAUAUUAAUUAUUUAUUUUUAUACAAGAUAUAUAUGUGUAGUUUGCAUGUUUAUUAUGUGCACAUUUGUACGAUUUGGUCUUUGCGAAAAGCUAACAUUUAACAGAUUUUAACAGUGAUGCCAAAUUUCACUUAGAGACUUUAAGCAAGCGACUUGUUGUUUUUUGCCAUACUUCGGAGCGGUCGAAUACAUCUAUUAUUAGAAAAGUAGCUUAUGUUUAUCGAGAUCUACAAAGACAAGUAUUUAGUUUAGUAUUAAGAUUAUAAUUUAUAUUAAUUUUUGUAUACAUUUAUAUACACAAGUUUAUAUAAUAGCUUUUUUAAAUGUUCAUAUUAAUAUUUUUUAAAAUGGCUUGCAUUUAUUUUGCUUGCGACAUUUUUAGGGAAUUUUUAAUCUAAUAUUAAAAGAGUUACAAAAAUUUUGAGUUAGAAAAUAAAAGUUUAAUUGUGAAGUGAUCUAAAGUAAUAGUUAGGCGUAUAUAUAUAUCUAUGUUUAUUUAUAUAUAUACAUAUAUAAGUAUAUAUAUACGUAUAUAUUAAAGAAUAUAAAAAUCUCAAUGUAAAUGUGCAUUUUGUACAUGUAUUCUGAAAUCAAUCACGCUAUAUAUCUCUCUACAUGUAGUUAUAUAUUUACUGAAGCAAAAGAAUUAAAAU
Molecule: messenger RNA, 3324 nt
Organism: Teleopsis dalmanni
Lineage: Eukaryota; Metazoa; Arthropoda; Insecta; Diptera; Diopsidae
Gene: JhI-21
Product: Y+L amino acid transporter 2
Exons: 8
Coding region: 546-2081 (511 amino acids)
Biological process (GO): amino acid transmembrane transport
Cellular component (GO): membrane
Molecular function (GO): L-amino acid transmembrane transporter activity
Source: RefSeq, a predicted model, not a curated record